GCAGACGUUGACGAACAGCUGAUCAUCACAACAGCUGAUCAACAACAACAAGUUUACACGUAAAUGUGAGACGCCUUUGGGAUAUAGAAAAUAUUUAAAAAAUGUCAGAAGAUGACGAGAGCAGAGAAUCUAGUUUACAACUAGCCAUUAUAAGAGAAGUUUAUGACAGUGACUCAGCACAGGAGAAGUUUGAGAUGGAACUAGAAAGAGCCUUGGAAGCUGGCAUACACACAAUUGUUAUUGAACCAACAACCCUAGGGGACGAAACGGCAAGGUGGAUUGCAGUCGGAAAUUGUCUUCACAAAACUGCAGUGUUAGCAGGCUUUGGAUCAAUAGUGUCAGGUUU
Penaeus monodon (black tiger shrimp) is the source of this 346-nucleotide messenger RNA. RefSeq names its product transmembrane protein 11, mitochondrial-like (gene Pmi). Lineage: Eukaryota; Metazoa; Arthropoda; Malacostraca; Decapoda; Penaeidae. Gene Ontology annotation, biological process: inner mitochondrial membrane organization. The record is from RefSeq and is a predicted model, not a curated record. Gene Ontology annotation, cellular component: mitochondrial inner membrane.